AUGAGUGCGGAUCGGAGAUCAACGCCUCCUCCCAGUUCCGUCCAUGGUGGCCCCUCUCGGGGAGCCCUGACACCCGAACAGUUGAAGAAAAUCGAGACGAACCGGCUGAAAGCGAAGGCGAUUCGUGAACAAAGAGAAGCCGAGCAAUCACGAGCAAACCGCUCGUCGAAUCCCGUCUCCACGACGGGUGUCAAGCGCUCCUACAACUCGAUGACAGCCUCCGACACCCCCGCCACUGUGCGCGACGCAACAUCGGCCCCCCGUCCGCUCGAUGCAAUCAAACCGGCCCGAAAUUUUGCCAAAUAUGUCGACUACGAUUUCAGUAAGAUGACGGAUACGAAAGGAGGGUUCUUGACGGAGGAAGACGAUCCAUUCAACAAGGCUCUACACGUUCGGGAUGGCAAGUCGGAACAGAAACCGGCGCACAUGACGCAAAAGGAAUGGGAGCGACAGCAAUUGCUCACGUCGCUCCGUCAAAAUCGGGCUGGGCCGUUUGAACCGGGACUAAGCGUUCUGGAUGAUAAGAGCCAACAAAAAAAGUGUCGGGAAUGCGGAAAUCUGGAGAUUGAUUGGAAGUGGGAGGAAACCCUACGGUGCUGCGUCUGCAAUCCCUGCAAGGAGAAGUAUCCCGAAAAGUACAGUCUUUUGACCAAGACGGAGGCCAAGGAGGAUUAUCUCCUGACGGAUCCUGAACUUAGAGAUGAAGAACUUCUGCCUCACCUGGAACGACCAAACCCCCACAAGUCGACAUGGAAUAACAUGAUGCUCUAUCUACGCUACCAGGUGGAGGAAUACGCUUUCUCCGAAAAGAAGUGGGGUUCCCCCGAAGCCCUGGACGCGGAAUUCGAACGCCGAGAGGGCGAGAAGAAGCGAAGACGCGAAGCGAAAUUCAAGACCAAACUCAAUGAUUUGAAGAAACGAACGCGGGUGGAUGCCUAUCGACGGAGCCGCCAAGGCGUUGCUGGCGGGAACUUUGGUGAUGAUCUCGGAAAUGGUGGAAGACACGUCCAUCAAUGGGGGAGGUCCACUGAGAAUCCAGACACGGGUAUUAGUGUGAAGAAAUGUGUGGAUUGUGGAAUGGAGGUCGAAGAGUUGGAGUUCUGA
Aspergillus terreus NIH2624 is the source of this 1104-nucleotide messenger RNA. It is a transcript of the gene rad14, whose product is annotated as DNA repair protein RAD14. The record is from RefSeq and is a predicted model, not a curated record. The transcript is spliced from 3 exons. Lineage: Eukaryota; Fungi; Ascomycota; Eurotiomycetes; Eurotiales; Aspergillaceae. Gene Ontology annotation, biological process: base-excision repair; nucleotide-excision repair, DNA damage recognition; UV-damage excision repair. Bases 1 to 1104 code for a protein of 367 amino acids. Gene Ontology annotation, cellular component: nucleotide-excision repair factor 1 complex. Gene Ontology annotation, molecular function: damaged DNA binding.